This is a messenger RNA of Alternaria alternata, 666 nucleotides long. RefSeq lists its product as hypothetical. NCBI's taxonomy places the organism in Eukaryota, Fungi, Ascomycota, Dothideomycetes, Pleosporales, Pleosporaceae. The record is from RefSeq and is a predicted model, not a curated record. Bases 1 to 666 code for a protein of 221 amino acids. The transcript is spliced from 2 exons.
AUGCGUUCCUCAUCCCCCACUACAAGCGCUGGCGUCCUUCUGGCCUUUCUCCAACCUAUCUCAACCGAAAGUGACGAAGCAUCGGCGAACGAAAAAAUCGAUCUCCUGCCCACGGCCAUAACAGCCAACGUACUAGGUAUCAAGACCGCCAGGCAGUACAGAGCGGCAAAUAUAGAAUACAAAAAGCGGCACCUUGUCAUAUGCGAGACAGAAGAUUUGGCACGUGCCAACGUGAAGCAGAUGCUGAAAUUCCUGGAAGGAGAGAAUAUAGGUGGGAAGUGGGAUAUCAGGGCAUAUAGGGAGGUCGAGAUCUUCGAUCUGGAGAAGAGCAGUAAAGCUGCGGAGACAAUCAUGGUAGCGCUUAUGCAACCAUCACCUGCCGGUGCCGCAGAUUUAGACGCUUGGUAUCGUGAAGAGCAUAACCAACAGAUGUCUGAGCAACCAAGCUGGCUAAGAACAUGCCGGUAUUCACUCGUAUCACAACAAACCAGUACUUCCGGUGGAAGCGAAGGGUUCCAAGAGCUAUCCUUCCUAGCUAUCCAUGAGUUCGGAGAGGGAGAACAGUUAGGCGAUUCAGUCAAAGCGCUGGAGCCAAUCAGCGAAUGGACGAUGAAGGUCAUGAAAGAUGCGGUGGGGAUUGACGCGGCGAUUUAUCGGAGAACAUGA